GCCAUCACCGGCCUCAAGCUCAGGAGCCUCUUCAAGGAGUUCGACACUCGACACUGCGGGCUGGUCUAUGGCGUCGAUAUGGUCAGCGCCUUUGCGCAUGUCUGGCGACGGUACGGCAUUCCCGAAGAGGUCGCAAGGGAUCCGCUACUGAACCCUGAUAUGGAAGGACCUGCACAUGACGAGGUUCUGCGCGAGCAGCAGAGAUGGCUGCGUGAGACCCGCCGACCGGCCUCUCCACGCAGCGCGCGAUCGAGGCAGAGAUCUUCCUCACCGCAGGCUGAACCCACGGAGCUUCGCACCCCGAGGAGUGAUAUCCUGAAUCAGAAAGCAAGCGUCUCGCCAAGAAUCCGCGACGAGUGGGAUCGUGGAUAUCGAACAGUGGGCAUUCCGGCGUCCCCGCGCAGUCCACGGAACUUGGCGUUGCCCGGCGUCACCUCGAGGUCACGCCCCGAGGUGGUUCCUCCGCUACAGCUUCCUCGAGGUGCUGCCUCGAGGUCUCCAGUGCAGACCUCCAGGUCUGCCAACACGGCAGGGGUGAUGGCCGACAGCAACCGCAUCGCAUCGAAGCAGUGGAAGAUCGGCCCGUGCCGUCCACUGCUGGUUCCCUGCCUGAAGCUCCACGUUCCACUGCCGGCAUGCGGGGGAUAUGCCUACCUCACGUCACCGAAGGAACAAGUCGAUCCCUCGCAUGUGGUUCUGGGUCGGGCGCUUGGUCGCCACGGGGCAUUGCAUCUCCUUAUCGUAUCAGUGAGGAGCGGUGGCAACUUGUUCAUACAGUUCCGGCAGGGCAUCACCAGAGUGCGGGAGCCGGCAAGACCAGUGGUAUGGGUCGCUCAGCCCUUCAGCAACUGCUUUCGCCCUUGCACGUCAUCCCCAGAUCUGAAGCCUUCGCAAUUUCGGACACGGGGCUGCUUCACCAUCGAUGGCGAAGAAGUCUCUGAGGAGUUGUGCGCAGGGCUGCCAAGGCCUGCUCUCACAAGGCACUGCGGCUGCGGUGUGCUGGGCUGUGACGAGGAUGUCUGCAAAGACUUGCACCCGGAUCUAGAGGAUACAACCGACAAUGAGGACGACGAGCACUUUGAGUGCUUGGGCUGCUUCCCCGUAGCCGAAGAGGAAUAUCAGCCGCAGUUUCAGGAGAGCAAGGAGGUCUCGCUUUUGGACGAGACGUGCAUCGACCACGACGCGCAAAGUGGCCCCUGCCGUGGUGGGAUGCCCUUCUUCCGGCUGCGCAGCAAUGCAAUGACGCCUGUCAUGUGCUUCGAGUUCUGUAUGGGGGAGGGCCUGGACCUCUUUGCUCUGGUUCAAGGCGUGGAGUGUCGCUGCGGCGCAACGGCCCUGAACCUGGUGUGGCAGGGGAAGAAGCCUCGGCCGGGACUUCAGCUCCCACCGACAAGGCAAAGCAGCUGCUUGGAGGAAGGCGAGUGCCCAAUGCGCGUGUAUCGCUGGAAAGGCCCUUUCGUGUCGGGUGGCUCGGUGCCGAACCAUCUGCUGAAAAUCUCAGAGGGUGAUCAGACCCACGUUAUCUCCGUGGUGCUUGGCGAGCGCAUCGGACAUGAGGAUGGUGCCAAGGCGGAGACGGGAGACUCUCUCACCCAGACGGCCACGGACUCGGAGCGCAUCGAGCCGAACUGGCUCAGGAACUGUCCCGAGUGCAACGCUGGCAGACACUGGUGGGAGCGAUCGAAUGUGACGCCGGAUGGCAUGAUCGAUCAGUGGGUGGAUGUCGUCGUCGUCAGGUACAACUGGGCUGACAACUGCGUGAAUGAUGAGAUCCGAAAGGAGGCCUUCCGUGCUGCAGCAGAGGUCUGGCGCACUGAGACCUGCAUUGCCUUGAUCGAGGAUCACACGCGUGUCCAGGGCCAGCAACACAUCAGGGUGAACUCAAGGUCAUCUGGUUGCUCGGCCACAGUUGGUCGCGCGAAGCCCAGCGAAGUGUACCUGGGAUGGUGCAACAGCAUGGGGCAAAGGGGCAACAUCGUUCACGAGAUUGGCCACACUCUCGGCAUGCAUCACACGCAGCAGCGAACGGAUGGGAGUCAACAAUAUCAUGGCUAUGGUCCCCAUUUGAAGGUCUACUGGGAGAACGUGGCCAGCAACUGGGCAGCGCAGUACGUCCCAAAAGGUGGCCCCUACACCGGCUCGGCUUACGACGGUCCGGAUGAUGUCUGGGUGGGCCAUGCGCCCUACGACUUCGAGAGCAUCAUGCAUUAUCCUCGCCAAACUGGCCCGACUGGUCCUUACUACGACACCAUUCCUGCGAGCAACAACAACCUGGUGGGGCAGAGAGGGCGUCUAUCAGAAGGUGAUAUCUUGCAGAUGACGGACAUGUACAACUGCGUGCGUAAGUCGGUGCCCAUUGUCGUGACAACCCCCACGGAGGACUUCCCGGGACCAUCGACCGUUCGCCUAACGGACGUGACCAAGACUGGGUUCAAGGCUGUCGUUGCUGUGCCUUCUGGCACUACGGUCAGCAGUGGCACGAUGGGUGUCUCCUUCCUGGCGGUGGCUCCUGGGCUUCGCCAACUGCCAGGUGCCAGCGGGCUGUGGUUGGAGGCAGGGACGAUCUCGAUGAAGAAGGUCCAGCAAGGGAAGAAAUGCCGAGACAACAGCAUGUCAAGAUCAUGGUCCAAAGUGGACUUCUCACAUUCCUUUGCCGAACCGCCGGCUUUCCUGUCCACCGUUCAGACAACCAACAACGAGAUCGGCCUUCCAAGUGGGACUUCGCAACCGUGGUUCACAGUCGCAACCAACUCUGUUCACAAUGCGGAUGCUUGGGUUUCUCUGGAGCUCUCCGAAACCGGCCAGGUUUCUGUGCCCCUCGUCAAAACCGAUGAGGUCAUCGGCUGGGUGGCAAUGCAAAAAGGCACGGACACUUUCCAAGAUGCACAAGGAGCUUCGGUAACGUGCGCUGCUGCUGUUUCGGACAGAUCCAUCACCCACAAGACGAAAUCCCUGUCUUUCGGAGCUGACUUAGGGCCCGCGCCACUGGUGGUUGCGAGUCAGUCGACUAGGUGGGGCGGCGAUGGUAGCUGGGCCAAGAUCGUCGGAACCACAUCGGCAUCAGUCCAACUCAAGGUACAAGAAGACCAAACCUGCAACGAUGAGACAGGCCACACGAGAGAGGUCAUUUCCGUUGCUGCAUUUUCCAGCAUCUGCACUUUGUGA
Symbiodinium necroappetens is the source of this 3165-nucleotide messenger RNA. NCBI's taxonomy places the organism in Eukaryota, Dinophyceae, Suessiales, Symbiodiniaceae. The record is from the annotation of a GenBank genome assembly.